AUGCUCAGAUCUCUUGACCAGACCAUGGAGUCCCCCAAUCACACAAAUCUGGAUUCUUCGGUUUUCUUCCUCCUGGGCAUCCCAGGUCUGGAACAGUUCCACUUGUGGCUCUCGCUCCCCGUGUGCUGUCUGGGCACAGCCACAAUUGUGGGUAACAUAACUAUUCUGGUGAUUGUUGCCACAGAACCAAGCCUGCACAAGCCUGUGUACCUGUUCCUGUGCAUGCUCUCAACCAUCGAUUUGGCUGCCUCCUUCUCCACAGUCCCCAAGCUACUGGCCAUCCUGUGGUGUGGAGCUGGACACAUCUCUGCAGCAGGAUGUCUGGCACAGAUGUUCUUCAUUCAUGCCUUCUGCAUGAUGGAGUCCACUGUGCUGCUGGCUAUGGCCUUUGAUCGCUACGUGGCCAUCUGUCACCCACUCCGCUAUGCCACUAUCCUCACUGACACUAUAAUUGCACGCAUUGGUGUUGCUGCUAUGAUGCGGGGCUCCAUGCUUAUGCUGCCGUGUCCUUUUCUCAUUAGGCGUCUGGAUUUCUGCAAAAGCCAUGUAAUACCACACACCUAUUGCGAGCACAUGGCUGUAGUAAAACUGGCUUGUGGAGACACCAGACCUAACCGUGUGUAUGGGUUGACAGCAGCGCUGUUGGUCAUUGGAGUUGAUUUAGUCUGCAUUGGUCUCUCCUAUAUCCUCAUCGCCAGAGCUGUCCUUCGCCUCUCAUCCCAUGAAGCUCGGACCAAGGCCUUAGGAACUUGUGGUUCACAUGUCUGCGUCAUACUGAUUUCAUACACACCGGCUCUCUUCUCCUUUUUCACGCAUCGCUUUGGCCACCAUGUCCCGCUCCAUAUUCAUAUUCUUUUGGCCAAUGUCUAUUUGCUCUUCCCUCCUGCUCUCAAUCCUGUGGUAUAUGGAGUUAAAACCAAAGAGAUUCGGGAAAGAGUUAUCAGAGUGUUUCAAAGGGGGUCAGAACUGGGGUAA
Molecule: messenger RNA, 975 nt
Organism: Sorex araneus (European shrew)
Lineage: Eukaryota; Metazoa; Chordata; Mammalia; Eulipotyphla; Soricidae
Product: olfactory receptor 52P1
Exons: 1
Coding region: 1-975 (324 amino acids)
Biological process (GO): G protein-coupled receptor signaling pathway
Cellular component (GO): membrane
Molecular function (GO): G protein-coupled receptor activity; olfactory receptor activity
Source: RefSeq, a predicted model, not a curated record